Messenger RNA from Hyalella azteca, 1931 nucleotides. RefSeq names its product N-alpha-acetyltransferase 38, NatC auxiliary subunit (gene Sbat). NCBI's taxonomy places the organism in Eukaryota, Metazoa, Arthropoda, Malacostraca, Amphipoda, Hyalellidae. Bases 479 to 1048 code for a protein of 189 amino acids. The transcript is spliced from 3 exons. Gene Ontology annotation, molecular function: RNA binding. Gene Ontology annotation, cellular component: NatC complex. The record is from RefSeq and is a predicted model, not a curated record.
CCUUUGAUCCUGUUGGGGAAGCUAGCACGUUCCCCCGGCGUUAUCUUCCUAGUGUUCUUUAACUCCUAUUUAACUUCCUAUGAAAAUCCUGGGCAAUAAUUUAGAAAUCGUUUUUCACUUUUUUUUAAGUCCAUAGAUUUCAAUUAAUAUCCAUUUCCUGUCUGGUGCCUUCGUGCAAUGGGAUAUUUGCUAAACGACAUGAGGCCGAAAUGACGACCUUGGGCAAACCAGUAGAUGAGACAAUGUGAUAAAAUAUCGAAUUAUAUGAGAAUAACUACUGGUUUUCAUGUAAAUCAGUCAUUAAUAGUAGCAGUAAAGGAAUCAUUGCAUACACUUGCAGCAAACUGAAUUUCAGUCGUAACUGAUUUCCAACUAUUUCAGUACCGGUUUGGUCAUUUACCCUGAUGCACCUGAAUAAUUGAGUGCGUGUGUACAGACUGCGUUGUUGCCAGGAUAUAUCAAGCGUACGUAUGCGAUUAUGAGUUUUGCGCCCACAUCUUCAGCUCGGCCGUCGACUCGUCCUAGCUUGCCAACGAGCCGCGCGCCCAGCCAAUGCAGCGGCGUGCUCUCCAAGUCUCAGGACUCGACGUCUGAGCAGACCACCCCCAUCGAGAAAAAGGACAGCCCUGGUCGAGCCAAGCUGCGGUCGUGGCUCCACGCGCUCAUGAGCGUCGUGCUGAGCGACGGCCGCACCCUCGUAGGCACGUUCGUGUGUACGGACCGCGACACGAACAUCAUCCUGUCUUCCUGCACCGAGCAUCUGCCCCACACUCACACGGAUGGAGAAGAGGAAGCUCGAAUGCUUGGCUUAGCUAUGGUGCCAGGCAGGCACAUCGUUAGUCUUAGCAUAGACGAACGCACCAUCAACCAGCGUCAUCACCAGCAGCAGCCACAGUUUGUGCUGCAAGACGAUCCCUUGGAGGAACAGUCUGCGGCCGAGCUCAACGCUGCAGCUGCCGCCGCUGUCACUUCAGCUGCUGCACUAAAUAUCGAUAACUCCACACUUCCAAUAACUCAGUCUUUAGAUCCACCAGUAGGCUACACUUAACCUGACUCGCAUUAAUACCUUUGUUGUUUCGAAUAAAUGCUGAUGAGUUGCCACUUGAAAUCUAUUUGAAUAUGUGUUUAUCCGGUUUCACAUCAACAAAUGCGCACAAAAAUCGUUAAUAUUCAAUGAUUGGUGAGCUCUAGACGGUUGCUUCUUCUGGCUGAUGUACCAGAUAUCACCCAGUCGCCAGGACCACACCUGCCAACUUAUCAUACCCUAUCGGUGAACCUUCUGCAGAGUUCCUUAUUACUGAUCUUAACAUGUAUUUAAUGUGAAUAAAUUAUUUCUAGAAGAAUCGAGUUUCCGUUAAGCUCAUUAAUGGCUAGCAUUUUUCUUACUUAGACCAUUAUUAACUUAAAUAUUGAAUUCGUGUAAUGUCUGAAGUGGACAACUCAUUACUAUUAAAUAAGGUAUAAUUCUUACCCUAGUCAGCCUUCAAGUUCAUGUAUUGGAUUAAUAAUUGUUUACUAUAUACCUCUCAUACUACGCGUAUGAUAUAUUAUUAUAGAUAAAAAAUUGUGUGAUAGUUAUUUCUUCGACAUGUAGGUCUGAACUUUGUUUUCGUAGACGCUGACAGGAGUAAUCUCUCUACGAUGAAGAUGAACUGAUGAAAAUCAAUGCUGUGCGGCUAGAGAUAAGAAUCGUGAGAACUUCACUUUGCAUGUAGAUUAUUUAACCUUUUGGUUGUGUUCUCAGUGCAAUGCCAUCCUCAAAAAGAAUUUCUUGUUACUUUUUUCCUUAUAUCGAUGUCAUCAUUUGUCAUGAUGGUCGUGAAACUCCAGCUCGAACUGAAUAUCUUUUGUAUUUGAAAGUAAAUAACUUCCGGCUUGAGUUAACGCAUUAUCUAUGAUUUGCCGAAAUAUACUGUUCUCCACUCUUAGUA